Messenger RNA from Cotesia congregata, 819 nucleotides. The record is from the annotation of a GenBank genome assembly. NCBI's taxonomy places the organism in Eukaryota, Metazoa, Arthropoda, Insecta, Hymenoptera, Braconidae.
AUGAAGACUACUCUCAAGACUCUAGAAGAUGAAUUUAAAGCAACUAAGACAGAUCUGACUAAUCGUAUUACAGAACUAGAAAAAAAAGCGGUCACGCUGGACCAACUAAAUAACAUACUGUCGGACUCGUCUUUCUCUAAUUGCAAUUUCAAUCCCUGCGUUAAUACUCCUAGCAAUGAUCAGAUCUCAUAUCUCACAAAUAUGCUGAACUCCCUUGAAAAAGAAAGUAAUAAGACAAACAUUUCUAUUACAGGGUACACUUUUACAUCUAAUGACUACGUCUCCGAGUUAAUAAAUUUUCUUAGCUCGAAAUUCGGAAUAUCAUGCUCUAAUAUCUCUCUGAAAGAAUCCCUAAAACGGAUCAUCGUGAAUCUGUUAGAUCUUGAACUGAAAUCGCAUAUUCUCAAGAACAAAAAAUCUAUUCUAGCAGAUACAAAAAUUUUUAUCAACCCGGACCGUACUGCGAAAGAGAGGAUAAUAGACUGGCAUGUAAAAGCUAAGAUUAAGCAACUGGUGAGUGAAGGUACCAAGUUCAGCAGAAAAGGUAACAGGAUCGCUAAGAAUAACUUAGUCUAUUCGUGGAAUGACGCUAAAAACGUUCUUGUUGUGCAGCUAAAAACUUUCGUUAAUCGACUACUCCUCCAUCAUAGCCGAAUGCGAAACCUGGAAAACGCAGCGUUCUCACCACCAUUUCUUGCCAACUACAAUAUAUUCUGGUCUAAUGCUAUUAGAAACCAUGCCAUCAGAAGAGUUAGCGGGGGGCUAAUCACUGCAAUUAACGCCAAUCUCAAUGCAUCUUUACUAGAAGACUCUCCCUAG